Messenger RNA from Chaetomium globosum CBS 148.51, 921 nucleotides. RefSeq lists its product as uncharacterized. Gene Ontology annotation, cellular component: extracellular region. The record is from RefSeq and is a predicted model, not a curated record. The transcript has 3 exons. Gene Ontology annotation, biological process: carbohydrate metabolic process. Gene Ontology annotation, molecular function: cellulose binding. The coding region runs from base 1 to 921 and encodes 306 amino acids. NCBI's taxonomy places the organism in Eukaryota, Fungi, Ascomycota, Sordariomycetes, Sordariales, Chaetomiaceae.
AUGAAGGCUUUCUCCCUCGUCACUCUGGCGACCGCCGUCAGCGGCCACGCCAUCUUCCAGAGGCUGUCGGUCAACGGUCAGGACCAGGGCCAGCUCAAGGGUAUCCGUGCCCCUUACAGCAACUACCCCAUCCAGAACGUCAACGACGCCAACAUUGCUUGCAACGCCAACAUCCAGAUCAAGGACAACAACAUCAUCAAGAUCCCCGCUGGCGCCCGCGUCGGUGCGUGGUGGCAGCACGAGAUUGGCGGUCCCUCGGGCCCCAACGACCAGGACAACCCGAUCGCUGCCUCCCACAAGGGCCCCAUCACCGUCUACCUCGCCAAGGUCAGCAAUGCCGCUUCUGCCUCGGCCUCGGGCCAGCAAUGGUUCAAGAUCGCCGAGCGCGGCGUCAACAACGGCGUGUGGGCCGUCGACGAGAUGAUCUCCAACAACGGCUGGCACUACUUUGACGUGCCGUCGUGCGUGGCCCCCGGCCAGUACCUGAUGCGCGUCGAGCUGCUCGCUCUGCACAGCGCCAGCACCGCCGGCGGCGCCCAGUUCUAUAUGGAGUGCGCCCAGGUCGAGAUCACCGGCUCCGGCACCAACUCGGGCUCCAACUUCGUGUCCUUCCCCGGCGCCUACCCGGCCAACCACCCGGGCAUCGUGGUCAGCAUUUACGACAGCACGGGCAAGCCGACCAUGAACGGCCGCACCUACCAGAUCCCCGGCCCGGCCCCGAUCUCGUGCUCCGGCGGCAACAACGGCGGCGGCAGCAACCCCACCACCACCGCCGGCGGCAGCCAGCCCACUGGCGGCAACGGCGGUGGCAGCGUCCCCCUGUACGGCCAGUGCGGCGGCAACGGCUACACCGGCCCGACCACCUGCGCCCAGGGUACCUGCAAGGCCUCGAAUGAGUGGUACAGCCAGUGCACUCCGUAG